GAAAGGUCUUUGAACUUUGUCACCCAUCUCAGAUAUCCCGGACAGGGACGUCGUUAUGAAAUAACGACCAAACAGAGAGUUAUUUUACCUAGAAAACACAUAAUUUUCCAUGGCUUGGCCGUGGGAUGGGCUCUAGAUAUUCCAGAGACGCCAGGAGACCGACACCGAUGGAAGAAGACCCCGAGGUUCUCGCAGGGACAAGCCGGGAGACUGGGGAGGUGGCAGAAGGGGAACUGGGGGCUGAGGGGGAGGGGGUUGGCUCAGGGCCGGACUCCGGAGACGACUCAGAUUCUGGAGAUUUUGAUCUCGCACAAGUCCUGGCUCUAUUGCUGAGGAGGUGCAAGUGGUGUAACUGUCUAGCACGUUGUCGUUGUGUUUCCAGUGGGCAGGUACGACUUAUCCAGACGCGAGGUUCAGGUAUAGCUCUCCUUCGCUCUUCCGACAGUGACGAAGACGACCCCACCUCGUGUUCCGAGGCAUGCUGCCCCGAAGGUGACAGCCAGCCUGAUACAAAGACCUUAGAUGACAGUGACUUCAAACAGGAGGUGUUGUUAGCUACAGCAAGGGCACAGAACUUCAGGCAACCACAAGCAUGUAUCACUCGGAUGUUGAAACAGAGAGAAGUUGGUCUUCCCAAGAGGUGUGAUGGCUUCACCAGUGGACAGUGCUCAUGGAUUGGGUCCAGUUUUGUGCCCAACUCCAUGCAGACCAUGGCUCAGUAUAGACACAAGGCAUUCUGUGGACAGUACUCACUGGAUGGUUCGGUCUUCCUUUCUGCUUGCCAAGAUCAGAAUAUCAGGUUAUACAAUGUAGGCAAUGGGAAGUUCCAGGAGUUCCGAACAAUCCGGGCGAGAGACGUGGGUUGGAGCGUCCUGGACACAGCCUUCAGUCCUGAUGGCUGCUACCUGAUCUACUCUAGCUGGUCUGAUGCCAUCCACCUAUGCAACAUCUAUGGAGAUUACGAGACUCACAUAGCCCUGGACUUGAAUCCCAGUGAGCGGCGGUUCUGUAUCUUCUCCCUAACGUUCUCCAGUGACAAUAAGGAAGUACUCGGGGGGGCCAACGAUGGAUGUUUGUACAUCUAUGACAGAGAGAGGAAUGAACGAACAUUACGGAUUGAGAGCCAUGAAGACGAUGUGAAUGCCGUGGCGUACGCAGACGACAGCUCACAGAUCCUGUACUCCGGGGGCGAUGACGGGCUGUGUCGUGUGUGGGACAGGAGAAUGUUGAGCGAGAACAGCCCCAACGCCGUUGGGACGCUGGCAGGGCACUCCGACGGGAUCACGUUUAUCGACUCCAAGGCGGAUGCUCGACAUCUGAUCUCCAACUCCAAGGACCAGACCAUCAAACUGUGGGACAUCAGGAAGUUCUCCCCUCCAGAGGGGUUGGAGGCUUCUAGAAGAGCAGUGGCUAAUCAGAACUGGGACUACAGGUGGCAACCUGUGCCAAAAAGAGUUCGAACAAGCAGUGCCAGGCUGGCCGGUGACACCUCCCUGAUGACCUACAGGGGGCACGGUGUCCUGCACACCUUGGUCAGGUGUCGCUUCUCACCUGUACACACUACGGGACAGAGGUUCAUUUACAGUGGCUGCUCAACAGGGAGUGUUGUUGUGUAUGAUGUUCUGACUGGGCAGAUAGUGGAGAAGCUGAGGGGACAUAAGGCCUGUGUGAGGGACGUGUCCUGGCAUCCGUAUGAACCCAAAAUCAUGAGCACAGGGUGGGAUGGUAUAGUUGGGCUGUGGGAAAGGAGAUCUGACGAUUAUCAAGACUCUGAUUGUGACUCCGAUGUCUUCGUGGGAUGGUGUACUCGGGCUCUGGGAGUGGAGACGCAGGAUCCAUGACCCCCUGGACGACUCGGACUCUGAUGAACUGUGGGAAGAUGAGGAGGAUGACAGGAAGCGGAGGAAGAGGUCACCUUGGAAGGACGGCAAACGUCACGCCUUCUCCAACCAUCCAUCUGGUAUCGGGGAGGCUGUGUGGUGAUUUUGAUUUGUUUUCUUUUGCACAAUUUCUUCUGGAUUAUACAAACUAGCACCUGACGAUUGACUUGUUACCAUUUUGUAUCGUAUUGUAUUGCAUCUCUCUCCCUCUCUGAGGGCAAAUUUUUCUGGUAGAAAUUUUCAGCCUUCUUUUGAUUCAAGAGUUCAAAUGAUGAAAGAUUAUCACCACCGUUGUUUUCAGUUAGGUACAUGUAGUUCUACAUAGUAUAUUGUGUACAUUGUAUGUAAUGUAUGUAUAUCAGUGAUAACAAUUUCACCUCUGAGUGUAGUGUCUUCUCUGUAAAAACACAACACAUGUAGCUCAGGUGUGUACAGAACUACAGCCUUAACUAUGCAAGUACAAUGUCUACAUGUAUUUGUGUUUGAUUUAAGAAAUCAUUUUGAAUUGAUAUUUCUCUUGAUGUGCACAUUUUUAAAGUUAUAAUAUUCUUCAAAUUAUAAAAAUGUACUAUCAUAAUUAUGAAUUGACAUAACUACCAUUGCAGUAUAACAAAUAUUUGUGUACUUUGUGAUUGAAAAAGAUUUUAUGUGUUGUUUUCUUGCAAAGGACUUGUAUAGACUUCAGGAGGACUUUGUGAAAAAAUGGGUCUUAGAAAACCACAUUGUAAAACUGAUAUACAUGUAUCUGAUGGUUACAGGAGUUAAGGCAGGGAAUUAGGGCCCUUCCUUUAUGAGUAUUGGUGGAAUUUUGGUUUGCUAGAAAUUCUACAUACAGAAAAACAAUCUGUACAAUUGAUUCCAACUUUUUUGAUAGUGAUUUGAUAAGCCAGUCAGGCAAGCACAGAGAUGGAGAAAGUAGCAUGUACAAUUAUUAGCAAAGUACCUUAAAUUCUGACAAAGGUAAAACAAGCAUAGAAAGUCAAGUGUGGUACUUGAGGUGAGGGAAUGUGUUUAAGGAUACCAAUGGAUGUAAACUUGAGGGCAACAUUGGGUAAUGGGUUGACAUGUAUGAGCGUGUGUACGGUGGUUGGUAAUGAUGUAAGUAUGGACAGGAGAUGUAGUAUUGUGAUGUUAGGAGCUGGUCAGUGAAUAUACAGGGAUCUCAGUGUAGUUGAAGUAGAAAACAGAUGGUGUUCCUCUGUGAUUAUCCACCAUUGACUUGCAUGUAGUGGGAAUUUUUCUCAAGAUACAGAAUCAGACAGUAAACUGAAUCAAUUUCCUUUGAUCUCAAAAGUUGAAGAGAUAAAUUUAUUGUGACAAAUAUUGGAAAGCAACUUUAUGGAAUGGGUUUCCGUCCUUUGUUUUGAUAUAGUGAAAUUGUAACUGCAGCUUAAUUUAAGUUAAUAUUUUAAAGAAUUGGGCAUAAUGAUGGAGUGACUGGAUUCUUGUGGUGGGAUUUUGAAGUUUGGCUUCCAUGUACAGUAUAUGACUUCUGAUAUGGAAAGAAUUUGGAAUCAUCAUUAAGUAAUAAGCACUUCUGUAUCCAGAAUUGCAUUGUUUGGGCAGUGAAUCCAACUGCAUGUAGACUGAUACCAGUCAUUGGUCUGUAUUGUGUGCUCUUGACAAAAACUGUAAAUAGCUUUGAAUGUACAUAUUGCUGUAUGUUACUCUGUACAUCUCAGACUUUGUACUCCAGAAGGAUAUACAUUGUACUGUAUUUUGUACAGUUCUUGUAAUGGCUGCAGGACUGACUAUUGUAUGAAUAAAAGACACAAAUUGAAGUGU
Messenger RNA from Branchiostoma floridae (Florida lancelet), 3665 nucleotides. RefSeq names its product DDB1- and CUL4-associated factor 11-like. The record is from RefSeq and is a predicted model, not a curated record. Lineage: Eukaryota; Metazoa; Chordata; Leptocardii; Amphioxiformes; Branchiostomatidae. The transcript is spliced from 19 exons. The coding region runs from base 126 to 1841 and encodes 571 amino acids. Gene Ontology annotation, biological process: proteasome-mediated ubiquitin-dependent protein catabolic process. Gene Ontology annotation, cellular component: Cul4-RING E3 ubiquitin ligase complex. Gene Ontology annotation, molecular function: protein binding.